AUGACCUGCUGUACGACGACGCCGAAGAUAGACGUCGAUCUGCUGGAGCUCGACCCCGAUGUGCAUGCUGACCCUGAACACCGCUGGGACAUCGCCACGAUGACGGUGAAGGAGGCGCGGGACAAGACGUACUCGCCGGUGAGCAGCUACGUCACGCUGAGGAUCUUCCUCAGCAUCGUCGCCGUCCUCGACCUCAACCUGAUGCAGCUCGACAUGAAGAACGCUUUCCUGCAGAGAAAGCUCGACCGGGUGCUGUACAUGUACCAGCCGGACUACUUCGACGAUGGGACCGGCCGGGUGUGUAAGCUGCUGAAGAGCCUCUACGGGCUGAAGCAGUCGCCGCUGCUGUGGUACAGGGCUCUCGAAAGUGUGCUGCUGGGCGCGGGCGGGAAGAAGAGCCAGGUCGACAUGGCGCUCUACUUCAAGGCCGGCAACGACGGAGUGACCUGCUGGGUACUGGUCUACGUUGACGACCUGCUCGCCGCCAGAAGCAGCACCGUGAUGUUGAAGGAGCUGAAGGAGCUGCUGGAGGCCGCCUUCGAGCUGCGCGAGAUCUCGCCUGUCGUGAAGUACCUCAGGCUGGAGAUCGAGCGCGAGAAGGAGGAGUGCCGACAGAAGGUUGGCUCGCUGCAGUUCGCGGCGACAACGUCGAGGCCGGACAUCGCGUUCGCCUGCACCAAGCUGGGGAGCGGCCUCACGGUGAGGAGCGACCAGCGCUGGGGCGAGGUCGACCGCUGCCUCGCCUACCUCGCCGACACCCGCGACACCGCCCUGGAGUUCGGCAGUGGACCAGAUUCGCUGGAGUUGAUCGGCUACGUGGAUGCCAACGACGCGGGCAACAAGCAGAACCGGACGAGCACGAGAGGCUACAUGUUCAUCAAGUACGCAUCGCUCUCCUCGACCGAGUCAGAGUACGUCGCGGCCACGGACGCCGGCAAGGAGGGGCGUCGACUUCGCUUCCUCCUUACAGAAUUCAAGCUGCUCGACGCUGGGAAGCCGACCACCCUCCGCGUGGACAACAAGUCGGCCAUCACGCUCACUGAGGGCUUGGGGCUGACGGGUAACCUCAAGCACAUGGAGCGACGGUGA
Messenger RNA from Closterium sp. Naga37s-1, 1089 nucleotides. NCBI's taxonomy places the organism in Eukaryota, Viridiplantae, Streptophyta, Zygnematophyceae, Desmidiales, Closteriaceae. The record is from the annotation of a GenBank genome assembly.